Molecule: messenger RNA, 6390 nt
Organism: Gorilla gorilla gorilla (western lowland gorilla)
Lineage: Eukaryota; Metazoa; Chordata; Mammalia; Primates; Hominidae
Gene: NLRP1
Product: NLR family pyrin domain containing 1
Exons: 21
Coding region: 65-4735 (1556 amino acids)
Biological process (GO): regulation of inflammatory response; innate immune response; inflammatory response
Cellular component (GO): cytoplasm; canonical inflammasome complex
Molecular function (GO): protein binding
Source: RefSeq, a predicted model, not a curated record
AUAUGGAGGAUGUGUAUGCUUCCCCUCCUGCCGUGAUUGUCAGCUUCCUGAGGUCUCCUCAGCCAUGCUGAACUGCGCUGUUCUUGGUGGCUGGUGCCCCAGGGCCUGGAGAGGUCUGAAGAAACCUGGGAGCCAGCAGCCCGGGGCUCCGCUCUGGGUUCUGAAAGCCCAUUCCCUGCUCUGCGGCUCCUCCCACCCCACCUCUUCUCAGCCUUGCAGCUCAAGGGUUGAUCUCAGGAGUCCAGGACCCAGGAGAGGGAAGAAUCUGAGGAACACAGAACAACACCCCCUUAACUCCGGGACAGAGAUGGCUGGCGGAGCCUGGGGCCGCCUGGCCUGUUACUUGGAGUUCCUGAAGAAGGAGGAGCUGAAGGAGUUCCAGCUUCUGCUCGCCAAUAAAGCGCACUCCAGGAGCUCUUCGGGUGAGACACCCGCUCAGCCAGAGAAGACGAGUGGCAUGGAGGUGGCCUCGUACCUGGUGGCUCAGUAUGGGGAGCAGCGGGCCUGGGACCUAGCCCUCCAUACCUGGGAGCAGAUGGGGCUGAGGUCACUGUGCGCCCAAGCCCAGGAAGGGGCAGGCCACUCUCCCUCAUUCCCCUACAGCCCAAGUGAACCCCACCUGGGGUCUCCCAGCCAACCCACCUCCACCGCAGUGCUGAUGCCCUGGAUCCAUGAAUUGCCAGCGGGGUGCACCCAGGGCUCAGAGAGAAGGGUUUUGAGACAGCUGCCUGACACAUCUGGACGCCGCUGGAGAGAAAUCUCUGCCUCACUCCUCUACCAAGCUCCUCCAAGCUCCCCAGACCAUGAGUCUCCAAGCCAGGAGUCACCCAACGCCCCCACAUCCACAGCAGUGCUGGGGAGCUGGGGAUCCCCACCUCAGCCCAGCCUAGCACCCAGAGAGCAGGAGGCUCCUGGGACCCAAUGGCCUCUGGAUGAAACGUCAGGAAUUUAUUACACAGAAAUCAGAGAAAGAGAGAGAGAGAAAUCAGAGAAAGGCAGGCCCCCAUGGGCAGCGGUGGUAGGAACGCCCCCACAGGCGCACGCCAGCCUACAGCCCCACCACCACCCAUGGGAGCCUUCUGUGAGAGAGAGCCUCUGUUCCACAUGGCCCUGGAAAAAUGAGGAUUUGAACCAAAAAUUCACACAGCUGCUACUUCUACAAAGACCUCACCCCAGAAGCCAAGAUCCCCUGGUCAAGAGAAGCUGGCCUGAUUAUGUGGAGGAGAAUCGAGGACAUUUAAUUGAGAUCAGAGACUUAUUUGGCCCAGUCCUGGAUACCCAAGAACCUCGCGUAGUCAUACUGCAGGGGGCUGCUGGAACUGGGAAGUCAACACUGGCCAUGCAGGUGAAGGAAGCCUGGGGGAGAGGACAGCUGUAUGGGGACCGCUUCCAGCAUGUCUUCUACUUCAGCUGCAGAGAGCUGGCCCAGUCCAAGGUGGUGAGUCUCGCUGAGCUCAUCGGAAAAGAUGGGACAGCCACUCCGGCUCCCAUUAGACAGAUCCUGUCUAGGCCAGAGCGGCUGCUCUUCAUCCUCGAUGGUGUAGAUGAGCCAGGAUGGGUCUUGCAGGAGCCGAGUUCUGAGCUCUGUCUGCACUGGAGCCAGCCACAGCCGGCGGAUGCACUGCUGGGCAGUUUGCUGGGAAAAACCAUACUUCCCGAGGCAUCCUUCCUGAUCACGGCUCGGACCACAGCUCUGCAGAACCUCAUUCCUUCUUUGGAGCAGGCACGUUGGGUAGAGGUCCUGGGGUUCUCUGAGUCCAGCAGGAAGGAAUAUUUCUACAAAUAUUUCACAGAUGAAAGGCAAGCAAUUAGAGCCUUUAGGUUGGUCAAAUCAAACAAAGAGCUCUGGGCCCUGUGUCUCGUGCCCUGGGUGUCCUGGCUGGCCUGCACUUGCCUGAUGCAGCAGAUGAAGCGGAAGGAAAAACUCACACUGACUUCCAAGACCACCACAACCCUCUGUCUGCAUUACCUUUCCCAGGCUCUCCAAGCUCAGCCAUUGGGACCCCAGCUCAGAGACCUCUGCUCUCUGGCUGCUGAGGGCAUCUGGCAAAAAAAGACCCUUUUCAGUCCAGAUGACCUCAGGAAGCAUGGGUUAGAUGGGGCCAUUAUCUCCACCCUCUUGAAGAUGGGUAUUCUUCAAGAGCACCCCAUCCCUCUGAGCUACAGCUUCAUUCACCUCUGUUUCCAGGAGUUCUUUGCAGCAAUGUCCUAUGUCUUGGAGGAUAAGAAGGGGAGAGGUAAACAUUCUAAUUGCAUCAUAGAUUUGGAAAAGAUGCUAGAAGCAUAUGGAAUACAUGGCCUGUUUGGGGCAUCAACCACACGUUUCCUAUUGGGCCUGUUAAGUGAUGAGGGGGAGAGAGAGAUGGAGAACAUCUUUCACUGCCAGCUGUCUCAGGGAAGGAACCUGAUGCAGUGGGUCCCGUCCCUGCAGCUGCUGCUGCAGCCACACUCUCUGGAGUCCCUCCACUGUUUGUACGAGACUCGGAACAAAACGUUCCUGACACAAGUGAUGGCCCAUUUCGAAGAAAUGGGCAUGUGUGUAGAAACAGACAUGGAGCUCUUAGUGUGCACUUUCUGCAUUAAAUUCAGCCGCCACGUGAAGAAGCUUCAACUGAUUGAGGGCAGGCAGCACAGAUCAACAUGGAGCCCCACCAUGGUAGUCCUGUUCAGGUGGGUCCCAGUCACAGAUGCCUAUUGGCAGAUUCUCUUCUCCGUCCUCAAGGUCACCAGAAACCUGAAGGAGCUGGACCUAAGUGGAAACUCGCUGAGCCACUCUGCAGUGAAGAGUCUUUGUAAGACCCUGAGACGCCCUCGCUGCCUCCUGGAGAUCCUGCGGUUGGCUGGCUGUGGCCUCAUAGCUCAGGACUGCAAGGACCUUGCCUUUGGGCUGAGAGCCAACCAGACCCUGACCGAGCUGGACCUGAGCUUCAAUGUGCUCACGGAUGCUGGAGCCAAACACCUUUGCCAGAGACUGAGACAGCCGAGCUGCAAGCUACAGCGACUGCAGCUGGUCAGCUGUGGCCUCACGUCUGACUGCUGCCAGGACCUGGCCUCUGUGCUUAGUGCCAGCCCCAGCCUGAAGGAGCUAGACCUGCAGCAGAACAACCUGGACGACGUUGGCGUGCGACUGCUCUGUGAGGGGCUCAGGCAUCCUGCCUGCAAACUCAUACGCCUGGGGCUGGACCAGACGACUCUGAGUGAUGAGAUGAGGCAGGAGCUGAGGGCCCUGGAGCAGGAGAAGCCUCAGCUGCUCAUCUUCAGCAGACGGAAACCAAGUGUGAUGACCCCUAUUGAGGGCCUGGAUACAGGAGAGAUGAGCACAUCCUCACUCAAGCGGCAGAGACUCGGAUCAGAGAGGGCGGCUUCCCAUGUUGCUCAGGCUAAUCUCAAACUCCUGGACGUGAGCAAGAUCUUCCCAAUUGCUGAGAUUGCAGGCAAGAGCCACGAGGAAAGCUCCCCAGAGGUAGUACCGGUGGAACUCUUGUGCGUGCCUUCUCCUGCCUCUCAGGGGGACCUGCAUACGAAGCCUUUGGGGACUGACGAUGACUUCUGGGGCCCCACGGGGCCUGUGGCUACUGAGGUAGUUGACAAAGAAAAGAACUUGUACCGAGUUCACUUCCCUGUAGCUGGCUCCUACCGCUGGCCCAACACGGGUCUCUGCUUUGUGGUGAGAGAAGCGGUGACCGUUGAGAUUGAAUUAUGUGUGUGGGACCAGUUCCUGGGUGAGAUCAACCCACGGCACAGCUGGAUGGUGGCAGGGCCUCUGCUGGACAUCAAGGCUGAGCCUGGAGCCGUGGAAGCUGUGCACCUCCCUCACUUUGUGGCUCUCCAAGGGGGCCAUGUGGACACAUCCCUGUUCCAAGUGGCCCACUUUAAAGAGGAGGGGAUGCUCCUGGAGAAGCCAGCCAGGGUGGAGCUGCAUCACAUAGUUCUGGAAAACCCCAGCUUCUCCCCCUUGGGAGUCCUCCUGAAAAUGAUCCAUAAUGCCCUGCGCUUCAUUCCCGUCACCUCUGUGGUGUUGCUUUACCACCGCCUCCAUCCUGAGGAAGUCACCUUCCACCUCUACCUGAUCCCAAGUGACUGCUCCAUUCGGAAGGCCAUAGAUGAUCUAGAAAUGAAAUUCCAGUUUGUGCGAAUCCACAAGCCACCCCCGCUGACCCCACUUUAUAUGGGCUGUCGUUACACUGUGUCUGGGUCUGGUUCAGGGAUGCUGGAAAUACUCCCCAAGGAACUGGAGCUCUGCUAUCGAAGCCCUGGAGAAGACCAGCUGUUCUCGGAGUUCUACGUUGGCCACUUGGGAUCAGGGAUCAGGCUGCAAGUGAAAGACAAGAGAGAUGAGACUCUGGUGUGGGAGGCCUUGGUGAAACCAGGAGAUCUCAUGCCUGCAACUACUCUGGUCCCUCCAGCCCGCAUAGCCGUACCUUCACCUCUGGAUGCCCCGCGGUUGCUGCACUUUGUGGACCAGUAUCGAGAGCAGCUGAUAGCCCGAGUGACAUCGGUGGAGGUUGUCUUGGACAAACUGCAUGGACAGGUGCUGAGCCAGGAGCAGUACGAGAGGGUGCUGGCUGAGAACACCAGGCCCAGCCAGAUGCGGAAGCUGUUCAGCUUGAGCCAGUCCUGGGACCGGAAGUGCAAAGAUCGACUCUACCAAGCCCUGAAAGAGACCCAUCCUCACCUCAUUAUGGAACUCUGGGAGAAGGGCAGCAAAAAGGGACUCCUGCCACUCAGCAGCUGAAGUAUGAACACCAGCCCUUGAGUCCUGGCUUUGGCUGACCCUUCUUUGGGUCUCAGUUUCUUUCUCUGCAAACAAGUUGCCAUCUGGUUUGCCUUCCAGCACUAAAGUAAUGGAACUUUGAUGAUGCCUUUGCUGGGCAUUAUGUGUCCAUGCCAGGGAUGCCACAGGGGGCCCCAGUCCAGGUGGCCUAACAGCAUCUCAGGGAAUGUCCAUCUGGAGCUGGCAAGACCCCUGCAGACCUCAUAGAGCCUCAUCUGGUGGCCACAGCAGCCAAGCCUAGAGCCCUCCGGAUCCCAUCCAGGCGCAAAGAGGAAUAGGAGGGACAUGGAACCAUUUGCCUCUGGCUGUGUCACAGGGUGAGCCCCAAAAUUGGGGUUCAGCGUGGGAGGCCACGUGGAUUCUUGGCUUUGUACAGGAAGAUCUACAAGAGCAAGCCAACAGAGACCAGCUCCAGCAGUUGUGGGACCCAGUGCAAAAUGAAAACACAGAGCCCCUCGUUCAAAAAUGAUGAAGAACGUCAAGACGGUGACAACAGAACAUUAAAUCAAGCGCCAGGCCCUGCUGAGCUCAGGGCUCUGUGUGACUGCACAGGUCACACACCCAUGAGACUGGCCUUGUCUUUCGGGUCCUUCGUGUGCCACCCACCCAUCUCCUUUAGCACAUACAGACCUCCACUCUCCACACAACCCCUCCUCCAAGAGGACAGCCAACAGGAAGUAAGAAGAUUUAAAAGACAAGGGGCAGAGAAAAAUGCAGUGGUGUGUUUCCAUUGUAGAAAACCUGGUCGUGGAAUUGCGGAUUGCCCUGCCGCCCUUGAAAAUCAAGAUAUGGGCACUAGAAGAUGUUACACGAAAUAACCAAGUGUAAGGCUAAAGUAGACCCGCCUCUUGGCGAAUGUCCUUUUGCAAAAUGUUUUGUUUGUGGAGAAAUGGGGCACCUGUCUAGAUCUUGUCCUGAUAAUCCCAAAGGACUCUAUGCUGAUGGUGGUGGUUGCCAACUUUGUGGCUCGGUGGAACAUUUAAAGAAAGAUUGCCCUGAAAGUGAGAAUUCAGAUCGAAUGGUCACAGUUGGUCUGUGGGCAAAGGGAAUAAGUGCAGCCUAUGAAGAAAUUUUGGAUGCACCAAAACCACAAAAACCCAAAACAAAAAUAUCUAAAGGAAGGAACACUAGCCAGCCGUGGAACCUCAGGUGCAACAGAGACGCCAGGAGAUGCUAGUGCCCAGCAGCCUGCGGCAGUACCAAUGAAGCCAGAGAGGGCUUGGUGGAUGACAAGGAGGCCUGAGUAGACCGCAGGUGGGUCUGAGAAAUGGGCUCAGGUGAGGCAGGUCUUUGAAGGAUUUGUUCUUAAUCAUAUGCGAGAUGCUCAAAAGGCUGGAUUCCUGCUUUUGUGGGUGAAGAGCAAGAAGAGAAAACAGGUUGUACGCAUACAGAUGCAGACGGAGAGACAGAAAAAAAAGGAAGGAGGCAGAGAAAUGCACCAAUUCUUGAGCUGUAUUAUCUCUGGACCUUGGGAUUGUGGGAGGCUUUAUUUUACUACUGAUUUUGCCUACACUGUUUUCUCAAUUUCUAGUUUUCUACAAAGAUGAUGUGUUAGCUUUUUCACGCAUUAAGAUUAAAAUUUAAAACAGACCACACAAUAAAUAUUUCUUUUAAAA